This is a messenger RNA of Conger conger (European conger), 1493 nucleotides long. Its product is annotated as ADP-ribosylation factor-like protein 5C. The transcript has 6 exons. The record is from RefSeq and is a predicted model, not a curated record. Gene Ontology annotation, molecular function: GTP binding; GTPase activity. NCBI's taxonomy places the organism in Eukaryota, Metazoa, Chordata, Actinopteri, Anguilliformes, Congridae. Bases 365 to 904 code for a protein of 179 amino acids. Gene Ontology annotation, biological process: intracellular protein transport; vesicle-mediated transport; protein localization to Golgi membrane. Gene Ontology annotation, cellular component: trans-Golgi network; cytoplasm.
AGAGGAAUUCCAGUGUAAACGUUCUUCAAUGACGUUGGGAGAUCCAUAGCUUGUAGUAACUUACAUUAUUGGUUACAUUAGCGUAGCGUAUCGAUAUAGCGAUCUAUUGUUUAUAUCUUCCUCUGUAGCUAGAUCUUGUUACACAUAUCCAGUCUGAGAUUCGGUGUAUUAUUGGAAUGAGGAUCGCUUAAUAUACAUUAUUAGCGAAAGCAAUUGGCUUCACCGGUUGAUAGCUUACUACCGUUAGUGUACACUCGAGCUAGCAACCACCGCUGUUCUCGGGAGCAUUGCGAGCAAGAGCAUAGCACUUUUGGGUUACCAGAGAACGAUUUUAACACAACAAUCGCGUUGAUCUUUGCUGGACAUGGGGAAUCUCGUCGCCAGGUUGAUGACUGUCUUCGGAGACAGAGAACACAAAGUCAUUAUUGUGGGGCUCGACAAUGCAGGGAAGACCACAAUCCUCUACCAAUUUCUGACCAAGGAGGCGGUGCACACCUCCCCCACCAUCGGCAGCAACGUGGAGGAGAUCGCCCUGCGCAAGACCCGCUUCCUGGUGUGGGACAUCGGAGGCCAGGAGAGCCUGCGGGCCACGUGGAUGUCGUACUACGGCAACACCGAGAUUGUGAUUCUCGUCGUGGACAGCACUGACCGGGAGCGUCUCACACUGACCAAGGACGAGCUGCAUCGCAUGCUGGCGCACGAGGACCUGCAGAACGCGUCGGUCCUGGUCCUGGCGAACAAGCAGGACAUGAAGAACUCCAUGACGGCGGCGGAGAUCUCGCAGUGCCUGACGCUCAACUCCAUCACCGGCCACUCCUGGCACGUCCAGGCCUGCUGCGCCCUCACGGGGGAGGGACUCCCAGCCAGUCUGGACUGGAUGAGGUCACGGGUCGUGGCCAACUAGGAUCCCGCUCUGCCCCUCCUCUGGUACGGCGCUUGGCCGGUGCACCUUCCCUGACCUCCGCAGCGCGGCCUCAGGACACACCACACCCCCAGUGUCCUUCCGCCUUGCAGAGACUCCACCCCCCCUCCUGCUCUGGGCUGGACACGCCCGUGUGUGUGUGUGUGUGUGUGUGUGUGUGCACAUACACCUGCACACCAACCCUGCAGCAGCCCUGGACAGACUGUGCACACAUAUGGACAGACAUGUGGCUGCCCCGGCAUGGAUGAGCCAGAAGUGUAUUGUGAGCCGCUAUUGGCUGCCAGCCAACCAGCAGCACUGGGGAUUGGUCAGUUCCUCCUGCCAAUCCAUUCUUUGGAAUAUUGACUAAAUCUCACGUGACAUGCCGACAAGAAAGGUGUCAAUGGAUCUCCGGACCGGAUGAGUGCCUCGCGGCUUUCUCCUCAGAGCUUGUUUCCUUGGGAGUAUUUAUUGCAAAGGACAAACAAAUGGAAAAUCUGCCAUUUAGUACUGUAAUUGUGUGAGCAUGCUGUAAAAUAUCUAAUGUACAGGUAUUGUAUUUUUGUAUAAAAUAAAUGUCAUUGCUGAUGAA